CUCAGGCAAGCUCCCUGGGGCAGCAGCUCCCUGAGGCCCCAGGAACAUGGCCGUCCUGUGGCUGGUGCUGCUCUUGGCAUUGCCCGUCUUUUUCCUGGGAGCCUUUGUCUGGGCUGUCUUUGAGCACUUCCUCACGGCAGAUCUCCCAGCCACCAAGUUGAGAGCCCUGCAUUGCAUAUUCCUUUAUCUGCUCACUUUGGGGAAUAUACUUGAGAAGCUGGGAAUUUGCUCCAUGCCCAAAUUUGUCCGUUUUUUACAUGAUAGCAUGAGAAUUAAAAAGGACCCUGAACUUAUGGUGACUAACCUGCAUUUUGGGAUGAUACCUGUGAGGCUGUUCCAGCCCAAGGCAGCAUCCUCCAGACUCUGGCGAGGCAUCAUCUUCUACCAAGGAGGGGGCUCAGUAUUUGGGAGCCUGGAUUGUUACCAUGGCCUGUGCAAUCUUCUGGCCCAGGAGACUGACUCUGUGUUUGUGAUGAUUGGGUACCGCAUGGUUCCUGACCACCAUUCCCCUGCCAUUUUCCAUGACUGCCUGAAUACUUCCAUUUACUUCCUGAAGGUCCUGGAAACCUACGGGGUGGACCCCUCCAGGGUUGUGGUCUGUGUAGAAAGCAUCGGAGGCGCAGUGGCGGCCACCAUCACCCGCCUGGUGGGAAGAUCGGAUCUUCCCCGGAUCCGGGCUCAGGUUCUGAUCUACCUGCUUGUCCAGGUAUUCUGUUUGCAGUUACCAUCCUUUCAGCAGAACGAAAAUGUCCCGUUCCUCUCCUGGAAGUUCGUGGUGACCACUCUGUGUAACUAUCUGGCCAUUGACCUCUCCUGGCGUGAUGCCAUUUUGAACGGCAGUUGUGUACCCCCGGAGGUCUGGAGGAAGUAUGAAUGGCUUAGCCCUGGCAAUGUCCCCAAGAAAUUUAAGAAAAGAGGCUUCCAACCCUGGCCUCCGGGCCCGUUUAAUGAAGCUGCCUGUCUAGAAACCAAACAUAUGCUGGAUGUAGAAAAUUCUUCCCUGCUAGCAGAUGAUGAUGUCAUUGCUCAGCUUCCUGAGGCCUUCCUGGUGUGUUGUGAGAAUGACAUACUCCGUGAUGACAGCUUGCUCUAUAAGAAGCGCUUGGAGGACCAGGGGGUCCGUGUGACAUGGUACCACCUGGAGGAGGGUUUUCAUGGAUCCCUUAUCUUUUUUGAUAAGAAGGCUCUCUCUUUCCUAUGCUCCCUGAAGAUCGUGAAUGCUGUAGUCAAUUAUGUAAAGGGCAUGUGAUAGUAACCCUGGAGCCCCGAGGAGGAAGGGGCAAGCAUGGACUCUACCAGAAACUGGGUGCUUUAGUGAGUUCUACUUUGUUGACUAAAGUGGUGCUACGUCAAUGCUUGGGUCAGCUGGGAAGGGUGGGAAGGAAGCUAACAGUCUUGCUUAGUGUUCCAGAAAAUCCCAACUCUGUGUGUUGCCUUUUGUCACUAACAGUGUCUAGUUCUGGAUCUAGUUGCCUUU
Messenger RNA from Cebus imitator (Panamanian white-faced capuchin), 1477 nucleotides. It is a transcript of the gene AADACL4, whose product is annotated as arylacetamide deacetylase like 4. The record is from RefSeq and is a predicted model, not a curated record. NCBI's taxonomy places the organism in Eukaryota, Metazoa, Chordata, Mammalia, Primates, Cebidae. Gene Ontology annotation, molecular function: hydrolase activity.